AUGGUGGUGAAGACGCCGGUGUGGCGAAGCCCAGUGCCAGACGCAGAAGGGCCGACCCGACGUGCGCGGCGACGCGACGGAAGGCGCGUGGUAUUGUCCGUGCCGGACAGUGGCGUAGGGAGUGCACAGCACACCAUGGUACCAUUUACCCCGCCCAAAGAAGGUAAGAUCGGUGGCACCAAAGCUGGCAGCUAGCGACAUUUGACAGCUUGUUAUAAACUGCCAGCUGACGUCCCACGGGAUGGAACAUCAGCAAGAGUAUUGGAGAGAAGAUUCAAGUAUUGAAUCGGUACUUCAGAAAAGCCAUAAAUCACAUUUCCCCAAUUUGCUACGAGACACAUUAACUAUAUAAGUUAAGGAAUAAUGUAGUUUUGCCAUUCUUUGUAUUGCAACUGGGGAAGGAUACUAAAUGCUCUUAAUACACGGUUUUGAUUUUUUCUUUCUCAAAUACAUAUUUCAUAUAGAGAAAGUGUUGUAGUUCUUCAGGAAAAAAUCCAAGUAUUUUGUCUCAAAACCACGGUUCGUGGGUCACAAAUAACGAAAAAGCGUGUUUCUCAACACUUCUAUCCGCCUGCCUGACUGUAUAUUGAAACAAUAGUUUCUCAAAAGCAGUUGCGAUAUUUUCUUUCAAUGUUUGCUGAAUAGAGCAAGUUUUGUAUAAUAUUAUGCAAUCUGAUGAAAAGCUUGUCUUACGUCAUUAAUUUUGAUGAUAGGCUUUUGCGUAAUGUGCUGUAGACUUCUGUAGACCUGUUGAAAAUAAUUACAUCUAUCAAAACAUU
Messenger RNA from Gryllus bimaculatus (two-spotted cricket), 779 nucleotides. The record is from the annotation of a GenBank genome assembly. NCBI's taxonomy places the organism in Eukaryota, Metazoa, Arthropoda, Insecta, Orthoptera, Gryllidae.